CAUUAACCAAGGCCCAAGGCCCAAGGCCCAAGGCGUAACCCACUUAGUCCACAUAUGACCCAAGUUCAAGUUCAUUAACGCUUUAGCCUCCAUACCUAAUGUUAUAUAUUCCCAUUAGGGUUUCAUUACGACCUUUCACGUAAGAAGCAGCGCUAAGGGAGGAGGCCGCCGGUAGCGAGGAGAACAUCAACCAAGUAGCCGCCGUAUCGACGUUGAACAACCAUGGUUCACGUCUCUUUCUACCGCAACUAUGGAAAAACCUUCAAGAAGCCACGUCGCCCUUAUGAGAAGGAACGAUUAGAUGCUGAGUUGAAGCUAGUAGGAGAGUAUGGUUUGAGAUGCAAAAGGGAGCUAUGGAGGGUGCAAUACGCACUUAGCAGAAUCCGUAACGCUGCAAGAAUGCUUCUAACCCUCGAAGAAAAAGACCCACGUAGGAUCUUCGAAGGUGAAGCUCUAAUGAGAAGGAUGAACAGAUACGGACUCUUAGACGAGAGUCAAAACAAGCUCGAUUAUGUUCUUGCGUUAACUGUUGAAAACUUCCUUGAACGUCGCCUUCAGACACUUGUGUUCAAGACUGGUAUGGCAAAGUCAAUCCACCAUGCUAGAGUCCUCAUCAAGCAAAGACACAUAAGGGUGGGAAGGCAAGUUGUGAAUGUGCCUUCUUUCAUGGUGAGAGUUGACUCACAGAAGCAUAUUGACUUUUCAUUGACGAGUCCAUUUGGAGGUGGGAGACCUGGAAGAGUGAAGAGGAAGAACCAGAAGGCGGCUGCAAAGAAGGCUUCUGGUGGAGAUGCUGAUGAGGAUGAUGAAGAAUGAAAAGCUUGAAAAAUGUUAUGAGUUUUAUUAUGAGUACUUUUGUUAUCUUGAUAAUAACUCUUUUGUAGGAAGUUUUGAAUGCUUUUGGAAUAUUUUUUGUUGGUUUUUUUACUUGUUUUGAGUUGGAAAAAUUGUGUUGAAUCUUGGGGUUUAAAGUGGUCCAAAAUAUUCACUUUUGCAUUUCAUGCAACAGUUGUUGGGAAGUUUAUCUUGGCUUUGAAACUAGUUUAACAUUUUAAUGUUAAGUUAGCUAACUGCAGCUUCUUUUAAGUUGAAUAUGUAUUGGUUUUUGAAAACUCCAAUUGGAUUUGUCUUGGCUUUAUAAAGUAUUAUGCU
Messenger RNA from Lactuca saligna, 1152 nucleotides. Lineage: Eukaryota; Viridiplantae; Streptophyta; Magnoliopsida; Asterales; Asteraceae. The record is from the annotation of a GenBank genome assembly.